Arachis ipaensis is the source of this 1575-nucleotide messenger RNA. Lineage: Eukaryota; Viridiplantae; Streptophyta; Magnoliopsida; Fabales; Fabaceae. The record is from RefSeq and is a predicted model, not a curated record.
AUGGAGCUUGUUCCGGAUUAUUAUCCAUUGGAGCCAUUGAAUGCUCAGUUCGGUUCUUAUAGAAAGGAUGUCAUACCGGUCAUGUGUAAUGACUUCUUGUCGACUCCUUCCGAUGAGACACCAUCUGAUACCACUCCAUCUUGGAAAGACGCGAUGAUCAUUGAUCUAACUUCGACAUACAACCAGUCUCUCCCUCUUCCCCUUCCUGCCUUGGCUUUCCAAAAUUUCAGACUUCUUCAUAAGCAAACAUCAGAAGAGAUUGAAAAGAAUCGAAUUCGACUAGGAGCAUCUAUAGAUUGCAUUAGAUGGUUGACAUUUCAAGGUUGUGCAUACAGAGGACAUGAUGAAAGCCAAAGUUCAAGCAACAAAGGUAACUUUUUGAUGUUUCUUAAAGAUUCUCCACAAGCAUACUAUGUGCAUUGUUUUGCUCAUAGGUUACAAUUAGCAUUGGUGGCAGCUUCAAGAGAGGUACUUCAAAUUCAUGAAUUUUUUACUCAAUUAAACUCUAUUGUCACUAUUGUUAGUGCUUCUUCAAAAAGACAUGAUCAAUUACAAGAAGCUCAAGCAAUUGAAAAUGCAAACUUAGUUGUUCAAAAUGAAUUAGAAACAGACAAAGGUGCGAAUCAAAUAAGCACUUUACAAAGAGCUGGGGAUACUCGAUGGAGCUCUCACUUUAAUUCUAUUUGCAGUUUGGUAAAAAUGUUUACUGCUACCAAUAUUGUUCUCAAUAAUAUCAUUGAAGACGGGACAACUUAUGCACAAAGAGGUGAGGCUUAUGGUGUUAGUAAAAUAUUAUUGUCAUUUGAAUUUGUUUUCACUUUGCACUUGAUGAAAGAGAUUAUGGGAAUCACUAAUGUUCUUUGCCAAGCACUGCAACAACAAUCUCAAGAUAUUCUUAAUGCAAUGCAUAUUGUUUCUACAUCAAAGUUACUUCUUCAACAAUUAAGAGAUGGUGGAUGUCAAUAUGUUUUUGGAAGAGGUCGAUCUCGUCAACCAAGUGUGACAGUUGAGCAUCAUCGUCGAAUAGAUGUAUUCUUGGCAACAAUUGACUCUCAAAUACAAGAGUUGAAUAGUAGAUUUAAUGAGCAAACAAUAGAGCUUUUGACUUUGAGUUGUGCUUUGGAUCCUAAGGACAAUUUCAAAUCAUUUAAUAUUGAAGAAAUCAGCAAGUUAGCAGAAAAGUUUUAUCCCCUUGACUUUCCUUCUAAUGAGCUAAAUAUUUUGAAAUCUCAAUUGCAACAUUAUCAGCAUGAUAUACCAAAUCAUUUGAAAGGAAUUGGUACACUUUCUAAAUUGUGCAACAAGUUGCAAGAAACGGGAAAAUCAAGAACUUAUCACAUGGUUGAUAGAUUAAUACGUCUUGUUUUGACUCUACCAGUGUCUACAGCAACAACAGAAAAAGCUUUUUCAGCAAUGAAAAUUAUUAAGACAAGACUCCGAAGUAAGAUGGUUGAUGAAUUUCUUGCAGACAAUUUGGUCAUAUAUAUAGAAAAAGAAUUAGCAGCUAUUUUCGACACAAAUUCAAUUAUAGAUGAUUUUGAAAAUAGAAAAAAACGUCGAAUAGCCUUUUCAUGA